UCUUAUCAAGAGCGUCCCGCACCGCGACACCGACAUAUCUCAAAUCUGACUUCACUCCUCAUAGACUUUGCACUACACAGGCUUUAGACCUUACGGCAUCACGAACGCUCAAGAACACAGAUUACGGAUAAACAUGGGUUCAUUACCACAAGCAUCACCUUUCAGGGUCGCCAUCGUCAAAGCCUACGAGAUCGACGAGCCAAAGCACAGGGGAAUGUUGCAGUCGUUUCGAGAUAACGUCCUGCAACAAGUUCCAGAUGCCAUCAUCGACGCAUAUCGACCGAUGAAGGAAGACGGCCACCUUCCAGCGCCUGCGGACUACGAUCUCAUUAUUAUCACCGGCGGACUGAGCAACCUGUGCCAGGCGACCUAUGAGCCUUGGGUCGACACCACGCUGGAAUGGAUUCGACAAGUGGUGGCGCAGCAACACAUCACCAAAACCAAGCUGCUCGGCAUCUGCUGGGGUCAUCAGGCAAUUGCAACAGCUCUUUCUGGCAAAGUCGGAAGUUUUGAACAUCCAAGAGUUGGCGUGGAAUUACUCACUCUGAAUGAUGAUGGUAAAGCACUUUUUGGCAAAGAGGCGCUGAAAAUCACAAAAUUCCAUAAGCGCUUUGUGCAGAAUGUGCCCAACGGCUUCAAGCCAUUGGCGCCUGAGAACGAAAUCCUCCUGUCAGACUCUGGGCUCGUCUUAUCACUUCAAGGUCAUCCAGAGAUUUACGGCGAGCUUUCCAGACAGCUCUUCGAUAUGAACGUUCCAUAUUACAGAGCGACACUGCCAACCGAGGAUGAUCUUCAGCGAUACUACUCCGAGAUGUCCUCGAGCGAGCAGGACGCCAAGCUGAUAUUCCACAAGGUUACGGAAUGGGCGCAGUCAUGAUUUCAUCAGCAUUUAGACAUGAGCCCUUUAGAUAUGAUUGCAUAAAGCAUAGAUUCUAUCAAUAAAGACUACAGCGUUUCCCCUAUUCAAGA
Messenger RNA from Colletotrichum acutatum, 969 nucleotides. RefSeq names its product class I glutamine amidotransferase-like protein. The transcript is spliced from 3 exons. The coding region runs from base 134 to 877 and encodes 247 amino acids. NCBI's taxonomy places the organism in Eukaryota, Fungi, Ascomycota, Sordariomycetes, Glomerellales, Glomerellaceae. The record is from RefSeq and is a predicted model, not a curated record. Gene Ontology annotation, cellular component: cytosol.